GCUGAUAUAUAACGGUUGUGGCGCGAGGCUCGCGCGGACUUCAAUUUAAUUUACUGUCAGUCGCGGCCGGCUGAGAUGGUGAAGCAGACGCUUCUGAGCGUGGCGUUGGCCGACACCGCGCACUCCGAGAGCCCUGAUGACCCCGAGGAGCGGAGCGCAAGGGCUGUGCACUCCUGCGACGGGUGCCAUCCGCCCCUGGCCGAGAGCGUGCGUCGCAGGGUGGCAUCUGGAGACCUUUUUUUCUCGCUUGAGUUCUUUCCACCCAGGACCAGGGCCGGCGCGGCUAACCUGCUCUCAAGAUUCGACAGGGUAAAAGCUGGCGGUGCUCUUUUCUGCGCCAUAACGUGGCACCCUGCGGGUGACCCUGGCGGGCACUCGGAAACCUCCUCGCUCACCAUUGCUGGCUCUUCCUUUAAUUACUGCGGCCUCGAGACGAUGCUCCAUAUUGCCGCCACGAACCUGACAAAGCAAGACGUCCUGAGAUAUCUGAACAGGGCAAAGAGCAUGGGUGUCAGGGCCAUACUAGCGCUUAGAGGAGACAAACCUGAAGACUACAAGGUGCCUGAGGACGGAUUCGAGCAUGCGGUCGACUUGGUAAGAAUGAUCCGCGCCAAUUUCGGCUCUUAUUUCACCAUUGCCGUUGGGGGCUACCCUGAGGGCCACCCUGAAGCCAUCUCGUACCACCAGGACUUACUCUAUCUUAAAGAAAAGGUUGAAGCCGGUGCCGACUUGGUGCUGUCGCAGAUGUUUUUCCACGCUCAGCAAUUCAUCGACUUUCAGCGUGAUUGUCGAAAUGUCGGCAUUACUGUUCCCAUCAUACCCGGUGUAAUGCCGAUCCAGAGCUUUGCAUCAUUGCGGCAAAUGGUAAAACUGUCGGGGCUGCAAGUGCCCGAGUCUAUCCAGAAGGCGGUAGAGCCAAUAAAAGACAACGACGAGGCUGUCCAGAAUUUUGGCAUCCACUUCGCCCUGCAGCUGGUUCGAACCGUGUUGGACGCAAAAGCCGCACCUGGAGUUCACUUUUUUACUUUAAACAGAGAACACGUGGCUGUGGAAAUCGGGAAGCGGCUGGGCGUGUGGCAAACGAGGCCGGCGCGUCCACUGCCGUGGCGGCUGGGCGACAACCACCGACGCUGCCUGGAGCAAGUGCGGCCUAUUUUCUGGGCGUCGCGGCCAAGGGCCUACGUCCAUCGCACCCAGCACUGGGACGACUUCCCCAACGGUCGGUGGGGCAAGCACGACUCACCUGCCUUUGGCACCCUUGCCGACUACUACCUUUUCUACCUCAAUAGCCAGGUACCACCGGACCAGCUCAGGGCAAUGUGGCUUUCAGGACUGAACGACGAAAUUGACGUUUGGCACGUUUUUUACAGCUACGUCUCUCACACAGAAAACAAGCAAGGAGUCAAGGUGACUCGAUUGCCGUGGAACGACGGCGAACUGAAUGCGGAAUCCGCCCCUUUAUUGAAACAUCUUGCUCGCCUGAAUAGCAGAGGAAUACUGACGAUUAAUUCCCAGCCAAAUGUCAACGGGACAUCAAGUUCAGAUCCCGUCGUUGGCUGGGGAGCUCCAGAUGGCUACGUUUACCAAAAAGCGUACCUGGAAUUUUUCGCUCGUCCGGAGGUCAUCUUCGCCCUUUUAGAAGAGCUCAAGAACUACCCUCUAGUUAACUACCAUAUAGUGAACAAAACGGGCGAAAAGACAUAUACGAAUACUCUGAGGAAAGUGCCGAUCGCGGUAACCUGGGGUGUUUUUCCCGGUCGAGAGAUAAUCCAACCUACGGUUGUCGACCCUGUUAGCUUCAAUGUGUGGAAGGACGAGGCAUUCGCUCUGUGGUGCGAGCAGUGGGGCCGUCUGUACAACCCUGAGUCGCAGUCAAGGAAGGUGCUGGCCCGCAUUGAGAACAACUACUUCCUCGUAAACCUCGUGGACAACGAAUUUCCCCACCCUACCUGUCUCUGGACACUGCUUGAAAAAACGCUUGAAAGGGUCAAUGGACUAUAAACAUCAAUAGAGCCGCAACUGAUGCAUUUUUACAAAUUUUAGCUUUUCAUACAUAUUCAUUAAAUUUAAAAAACGUUUUUGUGUACGUAAUAAAAAUGAAUACUUGGGCUGUGUCGGUCGAGUUCAGCUGACUCGUCA
Messenger RNA from Cloeon dipterum, 2139 nucleotides. RefSeq names its product methylenetetrahydrofolate reductase (NADPH). Gene Ontology annotation, molecular function: methylenetetrahydrofolate reductase [NAD(P)H] activity; FAD binding. Bases 76 to 2001 code for a protein of 641 amino acids. The record is from RefSeq and is a predicted model, not a curated record. Gene Ontology annotation, cellular component: cytosol. Lineage: Eukaryota; Metazoa; Arthropoda; Insecta; Ephemeroptera; Baetidae. Gene Ontology annotation, biological process: tetrahydrofolate interconversion. The transcript has 12 exons.